AUGCCUCUCAGUAAAGCUGACAGGUUGGCCGAGCUAAGGGCCCUCCGUGCCUCCGGCAAGAAACGCAUCGACACAUACGAAGUUGAGGAUAAAGGCGACAUCUACGACGAGGUCGACGACGAGGGCUACAAAAAAGUCAUUCGCAACCGCCUCGAUGAAGACGAUUUUGUUGUCGAUGACAAUGGUGCCGGCUACGCAGACGACGGACGGGAGGUCUGGAACGAAGGCACGGUCGACUACGAUAGCGAAGACAGCGACGAAUUACCCGCACAAAGCAAAGCGGCCAAACGGAAGCGCGACGAGGAAAAGCAGCGGAAAGAAAAGAUCAACAACGGCAUCUCAAAGUAUUUCAACAGUGGAAACGCCGCUGCCAGUGCCCCAAAGCCCAAGCCCGUUGCUACUGCAGAAGACGAUGCCUUCAUGGCCGAUUUGCUCGGCGAGGUCGAUACCAACGUUGUCUCCAACCACGUCCCUACGCGAAAUCUCAUCAAAUCAGACGCCCGCCGCAAAGUUCGCGUGCUCUCACCACCUCUAUCCGAGAAACGACGAAACGAAAAAGUCAGGCCGAAAGACGAAAAUGACAUUCCAAGCUCCCCGGUCAAGUUGGAACAACCGACACUCAACUCGGACGACGACGACGGUCCACUUCCGCCCGUCGAUGAUGACGACGUGCACAUGAGUGACCCUAUGCCUUCAUCUCCCAUUAGCAAGGCUGUGGAGCGAAAGACAAUUGUUCCAGUGGUCAAGAAGGAAGAGUCGGACGAGGAGGACAUUGAUAUGAUGGAUGUCGCCGAAGCCACUGGUAACUCAAGUGCGAAGACAGCCAACGUCAACAUGACUGGCAGUCGACCUCCGCCAAAGCUUAAGAAAGAGGUCCUCCCAACACCAGCCAGCUCAUCCCCCGCAAAGGCGGCGCCGGAAGUCAUGGAUGCCUCUUGGAACGACGUGAGAAGCAAACUCAAUGUUCUCAGCAGCCCGGCACCGGAGAUGCGCUCCUUCGGAAAGCUUCAUGCCCAAGACGUGGUUGAAGAAGACGGCAGUCUACGAAUGUUCUGGCUGGACUAUACUGAGGUCAAUGGAAGCCUUUGCCUGUUCGGAAAAGUCAAGAACAAGCAGAACGGAUCUUAUGCUAGUGCUUUCGUCAAGGUUGACAACAUUCUGCGCAAGCUCUAUUUCCUGCCUCGCGAGAACCGCCACAAGCACGGACGAGAGACUGACGAGGAGGUUGGAAUGGAAGACGUCUAUCAGGAAGUUGAUGAAAUGAUGUCGCGACUGCGUGUCGGCAUGCACAAGAUCAAGCCUUGCACCAGAAAGUACGCUUUUGAGAUGCGCGGUGUCCCCAAGGAAUCAGAAUACCUGAAGCUUCUUUACCCGUACGACAAAGCUGCUCUUCCGAUGGAUGUCAAAGGCGAGACCUUCUCGCAUGUAUUCGGGACAAAUACUUCUCUAUUCGAGCAGUUCGUCCUUUGGAAGAACAUCAUGGGUCCCUGCUGGUUGAAGAUUGACGAUGCUGAUUUCUCGGCUGUCAACAACGCUUCCUGGUGCAAGUUUGAGUGCCAGGCAUCCAGACCAGCGCUCAUCAGCCCCGUUCCCGACUCGGAGAACUUGGACACACCACCACUAACUCUUAUGAGUCUUUCCUUCAGGACUCAACUGAACGUCAAGGAGAACAAGCAGGAGAUUCUUUUGGCUAGUGCCAGAGUUUACGAGAAUGUCUCCUUGACAGACACUACUCCCCCCGAAAAGCUGCCAUGCAAGACGUUCACUGUUAUGCGCCCUGCUGGAAGCUCUUACCCAAUGCACUUCGAGGCCGAGACACGGAAGCAGCGAGGUACUUUCAUGCUGGAAAAGAGCGAACAGUUCCUGCUGAGCAAGUUCUUGGCGUUGUUCGAGAAAAUGGAUCCGGAUGUUAUCAUGGGCCAUCAGUUGCAGGAUGUCGACCUCAGCAUUCUUCUCAAUCGCAUGCGAGAGAAGAAGACCCCUGGAUGGCACCGCAUUGGUCGACUUCGACGCGGAGACUGGCCAAAGAACUUCAACCGUGGUGGCAGUUUCUUCGCUGAGCGGCAGCUCAUCGCAGGAAGACUUUUAUGUGACGUCGGAAAUGACAUGGGCAAAUCUCUUAUGAUGAAGUGUCAGUCCUGGAGUCUGUCAGAAAUGUGCCAGCUCUACCUUGGCGAAGGCAAUAUUCGCCAAGAGUUGGAUGUUGAGGCCGCUUUGAAGACAUGGGCUUCGACCAAGGACGGACUCAUGAACUUCGUCAACCACGCCGAUACAGAUACUUACUUCAUUGCUGCUUUGGUACUGCGUCUCCAGAUGCUGUCCCUCACCAAAGUCUUGACCAAUAUUGCUGGUAACUCAUGGGCACGUACUCUCAGCGGUACUCGUGCUGAGCGAAACGAGUACAUUUUGCUUCACGAAUUCCAUCGCAACAAGUACAUCUGUCCUGACAAGUACUCCUCGCGCUUGCAGAAGGCCGAGGAGAAGGAUGGUGAAGAUGAUGAGGCCGGCGACAAGAAGAAAAAGGACAAGUAUAAGGGAGGUCUUGUCUUUGAGCCCGAAAAGGGUCUGUACGAUCGUUUCAUCUUGGUCAUGGAUUUCAACAGUCUAUACCCAAGUAUUAUUCAGGAGUACAACAUCUGUUUCACAACAGUCGACCGGACAUCUUCGGCGGAAAAUGAGAAUGAAGAAAAGGUUCCCGAAGUUCCAACAUCGGACCAAGAGCAAGGCAUCUUGCCGCGCCUUAUUUCGACUCUGGUUGGACGUCGACGCGAGGUCAAGAAGCUGAUGAAAGACAAGCGUGCCACACCCGAACAGUUGGCUUUGUGGGACACCAAACAGCUUGCCUUCAAGCUGACUGCAAAUUCCAUGUAUGGUUGUUUGGGAUACACGCAAAGUCGCUUCUAUGCCCGUCCUCUGGCCAUGCUCACCACCUUCAAGGGUCGUGAGAUUCUGCGCAGUACAAAGGAUCUGGCUGAAAGCAAGCAGCUGCGUGUCAUUUAUGGUGAUACCGACUCCGUCAUGAUCAACACCAACAUGGACACCAUAAGUGAUGCGCUGAAGGUCGGUGAAGAGUUUAAGAAAUCAGUAAACGAGCGAUAUCGACUGCUUGAAAUUGAUAUUGAUAACGUCUUCCGCCGACUCCUGCUGCACGCCAAGAAGAAGUAUGCUGCCGUGAACCUCACUGAGGUGGAUGGCAAGUACAUUGAGAAGCUCGAAGUCAAGGGUCUUGACAUGAAGAGACGUGAAUACUGUGCCCUUUCGAAGGAGGUCUCCUCCAGACUCCUUAAUGAGGUUCUAUCUGGAGAGGACCAGGAAGUUGUUCUCAAUAAGGUUCACGACUACUUGCGUGAGCUGGCUGAGAAGAUGAAGGAGUUCGCCAUUCCCGUUCAGAAAUAUGUUAUCUAUACGAAACUUUCUAAACGACCGGAGGAAUAUCCCAACAAAGAAAGCAUGCCACCCGCCCAGGUCGCCCUCCGGGACAUCGCCAGAGGCAAGAAUGUCCGACCCAACGAUGUCAUCUCAUACAUUGUUACGGGUGGUGACUCGGAGACAGCGUCCUUGCCUCCAGCCAAGCGGUCUUACAGUCCCCAGGAUGUUCUCAAGCCAAACUCGGAACUGAAGCCUGAUGUCGAAUUCUAUCUUCUCAAGCAGAUCUUCCCUCCUAUCGAGCGUCUGUGUGCGCCAAUCCCGGGUACCGAUGCUGUGCGCCUUGCUGAGUGCUUGGGACUCGAUACCCGCAAAUACCAAAUCAACACCUCGAGUGCCAGCAACCAACAAAAUGCCGAGAUAUUCCCCUUGGAGUCCCAGAUCCCUGACUCCGUCCGGUUUGCUGACUCAGUUCGGCUGACCUUGAAGUGCCGACAUUGCAAAGAGCAGUCGGUAUUCGAAGGACUGGUCGACUCGCCACAAAUGUGUACCGCCCAUGGCAUUGUUUGCUCCAACCAGGAUUGCCAGAAACCGUUCUCUGUCCUGACCAUUGUUGCUCAGUUGGAGAGCCAGAUUCGCGAACAGACUGCCCGCUACUACGAGGGCUGGCUGGUGUGCGAUGACUCGGCUUGUGGUAACCGUACACGGCAAAUCAGUGUUUACGGACACCGAUGCUUGGGUCCACGAGGUCGCGCAGAGGGCUGUCUAGGCCGGAUGUCCUAUGAGUACACCGAGAAGCAAAUCUACAACCAGCUCCUGUACUUUUCCGGUCUUUGGGACGUGGAGAAGGCCAAGAGCGCGGCCAACAAGGAGAGCGGGGAGAAGAAGGACAGUCUUGCUGCUCUCGCUGAGUUCAAUCGGACACGUUUCGAAACGAUUAAGACGGUUGCGGAUAGCUACUUGAAGAAAUGCGGCCGACAAUGGGUCGAGAUGGACACUCUUUUCCGCUUCAUGUUACAAUAA
This is a messenger RNA of Penicillium argentinense, 4389 nucleotides long. RefSeq names its product DNA-directed DNA polymerase alpha catalytic subunit POL1. Gene Ontology annotation, cellular component: alpha DNA polymerase:primase complex. Gene Ontology annotation, biological process: lagging strand elongation; mitotic DNA replication initiation; DNA replication. Bases 1 to 4389 code for a protein of 1462 amino acids. NCBI's taxonomy places the organism in Eukaryota, Fungi, Ascomycota, Eurotiomycetes, Eurotiales, Aspergillaceae. The record is from RefSeq and is a predicted model, not a curated record. The transcript has 5 exons. Gene Ontology annotation, molecular function: purine nucleotide binding; DNA-directed DNA polymerase activity; single-stranded DNA binding.